Molecule: messenger RNA, 3164 nt
Organism: Beta vulgaris subsp. vulgaris (sugar beet)
Lineage: Eukaryota; Viridiplantae; Streptophyta; Magnoliopsida; Caryophyllales; Amaranthaceae
Product: F-box protein At5g39450
Exons: 2
Coding region: 884-2764 (626 amino acids)
Molecular function (GO): protein binding
Source: RefSeq, a predicted model, not a curated record
GGCUCACACCAGUCAGUCUCACUCACAAAAAAUAAAAAGAAGAAAAAUGGUCUGAGAAAAGAGAGGAUUUUUCCAAGAAAAGGAAGGAUGACCAUUCCAAGGCUAAAAAAGUGAAUUUGAUCUCAUAGUGGAGAAAUUUCUGCUGACUAUUCCAUCUUCUUCAUUUGGAAUAGUACCUCAAGAAAAUAAAUUUAAUGUAAUGUUAAUGUGUAAGUUUACGUUUCAAUUACUUCAUUCUUCACUUCACACAUUUUGUUCCUCCCAAAUUUCAUGGGGUGCGUUUUUUUGUAGGGUGUAAAAGUCUCUUUCUUUUACUCUAUCGCUCUAUAUAUUCAUCUAUUACCCCCGUUUUUUCCAUGAAAUUUUUGAUUGAAAGAUUGUAUAUUUGAGCCAAAGUUGCAAUUUUUUUUGUGGGUGCUGAAGGAUGGAGUUCUCCAGGUAAAUCCAGUUUUCAAUUGGCUUUUUUCUUUCUUCGUUUGUUUUGGAUUUGAUUGAUUGAUUCUUGGAAAAACCCUCCUUGAAAUGUUACUAUACAUAGUUAAUUAGUGCCUAAUCUAUUCCUAUUGAUGCAAAAAUUGGCCAAAUUGGGAAAAACCCGUUUCAUUCUUAGGUUAGAGCAAUUUUUUUAUAUGCUCUUUGAGUGAAGGAAAGGGAAAUUUAUUGAUGGGUAAUCGAUUUAUGUGCCUUUUUAGUUAAGAAAAGGGGAAUUCUGGAUGGGCAUUUUAUUGAGAUAGUGGGGCUGAGAUGUUCCUCUGCUUAUUUGUUGGUUGAUAAAGUUUUGGUCAUUGGUGGAGUUUUGGGUACUAGUGGUAGACUGAAUUAAAGAAUUCAGGUGAUAGCUAGAAAAUCCGAGUUUUCGGUGUUGGCUCAUUAGCAAACUGUUAUGUCAACUGAAGCUUGUGGUUCUAGCUUGCUAGUGGAUUUGCCAGAUGAUAUUCUUGCUAUCAUCGGAAAGUCUCUUUCAUCACGGGACAUUUGCAAUCUUGGCCUGUGUUGUAGGAGUCUUAAUUCGCUUGCUGCCUCAGAUAAGAUUUGGCUUACUCAAUGUGAGAUGGUAGAGGUGGUUUCUCCCAAAGAACUUGUUGAGUGGCGAAAGGCAGUUUUAUCAUAUAAGGCCCUUUGUAGGUUUCUUAUCAACGUGAAGCCAUUGUUCGGAAUUUGGGUUCACCAGAACCCAGAGCUUGGCAAUGUUGUUUAUGUCAUGCCUGGUUUUGUUUCAGUGGUUGGUUGCCGAAUUAUUCCUCAAGAGGUAGGUCCUUUAGGUAUAGAGGAUGGUCCUAUUCUUUGGGCACCUGUGUUUGAGGUGAUUGGUGAUGAUAAUGGGGUAAGCAUGUUUAUAUUACAUGGAAGAGAUAAGGAUCAUGAUUAUAUCUACCCUGGUUCAGUCAAGUCAAUUGAUAAGACUUGUAAUGUGUUGCUGCUUGAAGUUGAGCCUAUAAAAGGGAGAAAGAGAAGCAACUUGUUGCAUAGUAAAAGCUUUGAGCACCAUUCAGACGAGGAAGUGGGUAGGAAGGUCUAUAUACCAGACAGUCGGAUUUCAAAAUCACAUAGGUUUGCUGAACCAAGUGUGCAAACAGUGCCUUUCAGCAAGCUGUCAUUUGGAGAUCGGAGAAAAUUACUUGACAUUGUUACUAGCCAAGUACGCAUGCAAGUUCCCGAUUCAGUUUCCGCGCCUCUGUUUCCUUGUUUGAGGAGUGCUGAAGAUAAUUUUCAGAAAGAUGUCGUGCACUUAACUGAACGUCAAGCUAUGCUAACCAAAAUGCAUAGGCUUGGCAGGGAGUACAUUGAUUGGACAGCUAGUCAUGAACUACCUUGUCUCCCAAACCAGAUAGAUCUGAGUGAGAUAAAGAAGAUGCUAGAUCGUUCAAGCGGCUUUCGUAAUUCUCUUAGUGGAGAUGAAACUCGCACACAGUGUGCAAGGAAGAAAACACUUGGUGACUAUGUCAGAGAUUAUACUCGCCAGAUGCUUAGGAGAUCUAGCUUAACAAACAGUGGCCAUGGAGUUAGGAAGAAUAGUUCCACUAGCAGCGAGAAUAAGCAUGCUCAACUUCACGAUUUCCUGAGUUCGGGAGAUACCAUAGGAUUGACAUUACAUGCGUCAACCAUGAAGUUGUCGUCAUAUCGAGCAUGGCCAAAUAUGCAUGAUAGUCGAUUUGCUUUGUACAAGUUGCCUGUUCAAGUAGCCUCAGGUGAUCAAGACUAUGCUGGUGUGUGGGGAGGAACUUUUGACUGGCCCCCAGGAAAGCCUACUGAAGACAAGCCAGGAAAGGCAUUAUUUUUUCUUGUUCUCUCCUAUUACGAGGAGUCACCAGGGCAAAAGUUACUCAUUGGCACCAAGAUUUUGGAAGGCACCCAUUAUGUUUUGCAUCCAAAUGGUUCAGCUAUGUUCAUUGUAAAUAUUAACGAGUCUUCAAAUGAGCCAUUCCCUUGGGAAUCUGGUGCAGAUCCACUCCCUCUUACUGUCAAGCAAUCUUUUCCUGGUGAAGGUAUUGCUAAUGGUUAUGGUUUUAGAUAUCCUGGCUCAAAGCCUGGUUCACUUUUUGUUCUCCAAGAUGGAAUGCUUGCUUUUCUGUGGAAAGAAACCAGGGCUGUUCUGACCUUGCAAAGGCUUGAUUUGGGAGACCUUCUGAAGAAAGGUGAAAGGGUACCCGCUCUUCCGCCAAUCACUAACUUUUCAUAUCUAACGAAGUCCUAUUCAAAUGUGUUUGCGGGAUUUGCCAACACGACAACUUCUUUAACUUCACCAAGGAAAAACCAUAUAUAGGAUGUGUUGAAGUCUAUGUACAGAAAAAUCAGUUCUACGGCUAUUGGUUUGGUUCAAACGGAUCGAUAAGGUUGCAUUUGGAAGCAUUGAAGCCUUGGCAACCAUCGACUCAUCGAUGCUUCUUCUCGUAAUUGUCACAAAUCCUUCAAAAAUAAUAUGAUUUUUAUACAGAAAUGAAGUGUAUACAUAAGUAUAAUCAAUAAUGCUUAGGUACUUAUAGUUAUGUAUGAUGAAAUCAAAUAUUUUAGCAUAGAGUAGUACAUAAUGGAGUUGAGGUAAAUUUUCACUUCCGUACUUCUCCUGCUCUUAUAAAGGACUGUAAUUCUGGUACUUGAGUUGAGGACAAGUUAUAUUUUGUUCUAGUCAGAAAGAAAGAGACAAUACUUCAUGUUUUUGUCCA